AUGUACAUCAAAUAUAUAAUUCUGUAUCAAAUCCUGAUGAUACUGCUGUUCUUUACAGAAAUCACUCCACUGGUUGAGUUUACGAAUAUCAAGUGCACCUCCUUCGAUAAAAAGUAUAAUGACUUUGAGUACUGCCGUCUGAAGUCAGUCAACCGUAGCUUUAAAUAUAUGUCGCUAAAAGUUAACCUUUACAAGGUUCCCAUUACAAAAGUAAAGGUGAAUUUUGCUAUGCUUAAACGAUACAGCGGAUACAAACCUUUUCUGUACAAUAUCACCGUGGAUGCCUGUAAAAUCCUGAAGCAUCCAAAGUCCAAUCCUAUUUUCGGCUUCUUUCAUGGACUUUUUAAGAAACACUCUAACAUGAAUCAUACAUGUCCCUAUGAUCACGAUCUUGUGGUGGAUAAACUUCCAACUAGUUUUAUUAAUCAGCAAGUAACUGGCGCUUUGUCCUUUCCCCACGGAGAUUAUCUUUUCCACUCGGAUUGGUUCGCUUAUGGAGUUCACCGGGCGACUGUAGACUUUUUCUAUACUCUUUCAUAA
Messenger RNA from Drosophila serrata, 540 nucleotides. RefSeq lists its product as uncharacterized. The record is from RefSeq and is a predicted model, not a curated record. Lineage: Eukaryota; Metazoa; Arthropoda; Insecta; Diptera; Drosophilidae.